Molecule: messenger RNA, 1807 nt
Organism: Notechis scutatus (mainland tiger snake)
Lineage: Eukaryota; Metazoa; Chordata; Lepidosauria; Squamata; Elapidae
Gene: POFUT1
Product: protein O-fucosyltransferase 1
Biological process (GO): regulation of Notch signaling pathway; Notch signaling pathway; protein O-linked glycosylation via fucose
Cellular component (GO): endoplasmic reticulum
Molecular function (GO): peptide-O-fucosyltransferase activity
Source: RefSeq, a predicted model, not a curated record
AGGGGCGGGGGCCGGGCGAGCCGGUUGCUAUGGAGACGGCCCAAGAGGCCUAACUAGGCCUCGGCCUCUUCGCUGGGCCAAGGCGGCGAUGGCGCUUGAAGCAGCCGGCGUCCUCCUGCUCUGCCUGGUUCUCCCGAGCCUGGGAUGCGCCGGCGACGACGGCUGGGACCCGUCCGGUUACCUGCUUUACUGCCCCUGCAUGGGGAGAUUUGGGAAUCAAGCGGAUCACUUCCUCGGGUCUUUGGCAUUCGCUAAGAUGAUGAAUCGGACUUUAGCUGUGCCCCCGUGGAUCGAGUACCGGCAUCACAGACCUCCUUACACAAAUCUACACGUCCCUUACCAAGAAUACUUCAAGCUGGCCCCCCUGCUAGAAUACCACCGAGUCAUUAGCUUGGAGGAGUUUAUGGAAAAGCUGGCGCCCUCCCACUGGCCGCCUGGCAAGAGGGUGGGCUAUUGCUUUGAAGCGGCAGCCCAGAGGAGCCCUGACAAAAAGACCUGCCCGAUGAAGGACGGGAAUCCCUUUGGGCCUUUCUGGGAUCAAUUUGGGGUGGAGUUUGAUAGGUCGGAGAUGUUCGGAGGCGUCUCCUUCAGCGCCUUUUACAAGGAUGUCUGGAACCAAAGGUUUCCCUCCUUCGAACAUCCCGUUCUCGCCCUCCCGGGUGCCCCGGCGCAGUUUCCUGUCCUGGAAGAGCACCGUCCCCUGCAGCGUUACGUGGUUUGGUCCGAUGAGAUGGCGGAGAAAGGAGAGUUCUAUAUUAAGACCCUCCUGCUGAGGCCCUACGUGGGAAUUCAUUUGCGUGUGGGUUCAGACUGGAAAAACGCCUGCAGCCUGCUGAAGGAGGGCACGGCGGGGUCGCAUUUAAUGGCAUCGCCGCAGUGUGUGGGCUACGAUCGCAACUCUGCUGCGCCCCUGACCAUGGAGAUGUGUUUGCCGGACCUGAAAGAGAUCAAGCGGGCCCUGAAACUCUGGGUGGAGAAGAUGGAGGCCAAAGCCGUGUACGUGGCCACCGACUCGGAGCCCUACACCAAAGAGAUUCAGCAGCUUUUCAAAGACAAGGUCAAAGUGGUCCAUUUGCAACCCGAAGUGGCCCAGGUAGAUCUCUAUAUCCUCGGCCAGUCCGACCAUUUUAUCGGCAACUGCGUCUCCUCCUUCACCGCCUUCGUGAAACGGGAGAGGGACGUGCACCGGAGGCCCUCUUCCUUUUUCGGCAUGGACCACCCCCCUAAGCUGCGGGAUGAAUUAUAACCCACGGGGGACGAUGGGCUUCGAGGUCUCAGGACGCACAACUCGGCUUUGCACAAAGCCCCCCUCGGAAGCAAAGUAGCAGAUUCGUCCCGGUGCCGUUUUCAUUUUUUUGUCGUAGUCUGAGCUGGGAGAACAGCAGCUUCUUGGAAAAUCCCACUAUUUUUUUUUUUUGCCCCUGCUGUGGUUGAAUCAAGGAAUCCUCUGAACACAUUUGACUUUCCUCCUUCCCUUUUUCACAGCCUUCUUACCUCAGAAUGAAUGUCUGAACUGCCGCUGCUCUUUUACCUCACAGUAUUUUACAACGGCACAAUCAGUAUAAAUCACAAAAAAAUGUUCUGGACCUCAACAGGGGGAAACAAGAGGAUUUAACUCACCAUUGUAACUGAUUAACAUUUGGCAGGUUUUCCUUUACUUUUUUCCAGAACGGAUUUAAUCUCCAUCUCCUCCGCUUGGACGAGGAAGACUCAACCUGAGUUUGCUGGGAUCUAUAAUGUGAUUUGGUACCUUCAGAACCAAUUAGAAGCCUCUAAUGAGGAGUGGGCUGCCAAGGACAUUUUUUUU